This is a messenger RNA of Diversispora eburnea, 339 nucleotides long. The record is from the annotation of a GenBank genome assembly. Lineage: Eukaryota; Fungi; Glomeromycota; Glomeromycetes; Diversisporales; Diversisporaceae.
AUGUCCAAAGUUAGUGAUUUUAUUGAAAGUAUAAAAUUAACUGAUGAAAGAAUUAAAGAUAUCAAUCAUAAACUAGUUAAAGCUUUUAUAGUAUGUGAAAUAUCAUGGAAAAUAAUUGAGAAUUCUUUUUUUAUUGAACUUCUUAAAACAUUACGCGAAUCUAUUUGGAAUUUUGUUAUUCAUACUUCAAAUCAUCAUGAAUAUCUUUGGUCACUUAGAAAUUUAACUAGUGAACGUCAUACAAAAAAACUUUUAGCUGAAGAAAUAGAAUAUAUAAUUGAUUAUUUUGGUUCAGAAAAAUUUAUAGCAAUUGUUACUGAUGCAGGAGCAAAUAUUCAG